Botrytis fragariae is the source of this 2736-nucleotide messenger RNA. Its product is annotated as putative g-patch domain-containing protein. The record is from RefSeq and is a predicted model, not a curated record. The transcript has 2 exons. Gene Ontology annotation, molecular function: nucleic acid binding. NCBI's taxonomy places the organism in Eukaryota, Fungi, Ascomycota, Leotiomycetes, Helotiales, Sclerotiniaceae. Gene Ontology annotation, cellular component: U2-type post-mRNA release spliceosomal complex. Gene Ontology annotation, biological process: spliceosomal complex disassembly. Bases 1 to 2736 code for a protein of 911 amino acids.
AUGUCUAUGAACGCAUUCCCUCGCGAUUCGUCGGAUGAAUCUUCGGGUGAUGAAAAUGAUUUUCUACAUCCAUCAACCGAUCCUCGAGAAGAAUUCGCAGAUUAUAAUCCGAGGAAACGAAGGCGCACGGGUAGGAAUGCGAAGGAAAGUGCGGCGUUGGAAGAAGAGUUUGAGGGGGAAGGGGAUGAGUUUUGUGGCGGGGGCGAGAGGGUUGGAGGGCAGGAGGAGGAUGAUGAGGAUGAUGAGGACGAUGAAGUCGAAACGGGAUCGAAUAAUGGGGGAAAAGAUGUAGAAAUGGGAGAUUACGAAGAAGAAGCGAAUGCGCCUCGAGGAUUGGGAUUUGGUGCUCCUGGGAAGGGAUUAGGAUUUCAAAGUCCAGCGCCGAGUAAUUUGAAGAAUACCGGAUUGGGUUCGAAUGCGAGUACGCCUCUGGGACGGGGCUUUGUGCCAUCUUCGGCGAAUAAUCCUAUACUAAUGAAUAAUGACGAUGAGCAAGAGACGCCGAGGAUUGCAAGGCCGAGCGCGUUUUCUACACCUUCGAGUGGACGAGGUGGUAAAAAAACGGGUGGUGGCGCAACGCCGGUUAAUGGGAUGUCGUUUGCGGCCAGGAUGAUGGCUAAGAUGGGUUAUAAAGAAGGACAAGGUCUGGGUAAAGAGGGGCAGGGUCGAAGUGGUGUUAUUGAGGUCACUUUGCGACCGCAAGGUGUAGGUUUGGGAUCGGUAGCUGAGAAAUCGAAACAAGAAAAAGAGGAGGAGAAACGGCAAGCGAAAUUGAGGGGGGAGAAAAUUGAAGAUUCUGAUGAGGAGAGGAGGAAACGUAAGAGGAAGCCAAAGACAAGUGGUACUGAUAGUGGUAUGAGUGGAGUGAGCACUCCUCGAAAAGCACCGAAGCCGAAAUAUCGAACCGUGGAGGAAGUACAAAGGGCUGCGCCUGGCUUGGAAAUUCCGGAAGCAUUUGCUCCAAUUCUGGAUAUGACUGGUCCUGGACAAAAAUUAUUGACUUCUACAUCUGGAAUUUUGACACCUACUGCUGGACUCCCAAAGACAGAGAGCGUGGAACAAAUUGAGAAUAGAAAACUAGCUCGAAGAGCCCAAAAUGAUCUAUCGGCCUUUGUUGAAGAAUGGAAGAAUCUUGAGGAGAGAAAAGCUUAUACAGAAAUGGAACUCAUUCAACAACAGCAAGAACUAGAUGAAGAACAGCAGCAAUAUGAGCAAAUGAAACUUUUUGCGGAGAGCAUCCAGGGGAUUGCCAAGGCUGUACAGGAUGGGCAGUGGGAUCCAGUAAUUGAAGCACUGAAAACCGUGGAUGGGCUUGACAUAUCUGGAGCUAAUGAAGAAUUGUCAAAUAUUGCUGUUGCGGCCGUUCAUCCUUUUCUUCGUCAAGCUACGGAAGGUUGGCAACCUCUUGAGGAUCCCAAAUUGAAUGGGAUGGUUCCGAAUCUUUACAAAAUUCGACAUAUUUUAGGGGCCGUGACGAACGAGAAGGCUAUUGUCGGUCAAGAUUCUUUCAUGAAUGCCUCGCAUAAGAAUAGGGUUAAAUCGACUACUCCUUAUGAAAGUAUGAUCUAUAAGAUCAUUUUCCCUAAAAUUGUAUCAUCUAUCAAUAAAAGUUGGGAUGUAUACAAUCCCGCCCCAGUACUGGGAUUUUUAGAUGCUUGGCAAGGAUUAUUACCAAAGUUUGUUGGAUCCCAGAUUUUAGAUCAGGCAAUAGUCGGAAGACUCAAUGAUGCAGUCUCAUCUUGGAAUCCCAAGAAGAGAAGAACUCACGAAUUACCUCAUCUUUGGUUAUUUCCCUGGCUACAACAUUUAUCCACCUAUCACGCCGAUCCGAAAAGUUCAACUGGUCUCGUCAGCGAUGUCAAGCGAAAAUUUAGACAUCUGAUUGAUUCUUGGGAUUUUCAUAGAGGUGUCAUACCAGGUCUUUCGCAAUGGCGCGAAGUACUGUGUCCUAGUCCUAAGAACGAUACGUGGACUCCAUUGAUUAUGAAUCAUGUUCUUCCUAGCAUGGCUAAGUUCCUGAAAAAUGAGAAGAACUUUAGAGUCGAUCCUAAUGAUCAGUCUCCAUAUAUGUCCAGUCUCCAAGGGGUACUGGCUUGGAAAGAUAUACUGAAACCGAGAGUUGUGGGGCAGGUGAUUGUGGAUACGGUGUUUCCGAUGUGGCAUCAUGUGUUGCAUCAAUGGCUUACGAUUGUUGGUCCAAAUGAAGAAAUUGGACAGUGGUAUGAGUGGUGGCGUGAUGGUGUUUUCCCCGCAGAAAUCAAAGAAUUGAAUGCGAUACAAGGAGAAUUUGAAAAGGGACAUGAGAUGAUCAAGAACGCGUUGCGACUUGGAGAGAAAGUGGGAAAUCUUCCCGCGCCGGAAAGUCCAUCUGUAUCUUCCCUCCCCCCCAAACCUGCAACUGUGCAACCACCAAAGAAAGUACAGGUUUCGGAAGAAGUAUCGUUCAGGGAGAAGGUGGAAGAUUGGUGUAUUGAGAAUGAUCUGCAGUUUGUUCCCGAGAAGAAGGUGUUGCAUAGUGCGGGACCUCUUUAUAGGGUUACGGCGCAGGGGAAUGGGAAGGGAGGUGUGUUGGUUUAUUUUAGGGGAGAGAGAUUGGUGGCGUUGCAGAGUCGUGGGGGGCGAAGGAGAAAAUCGAGGUGGGGAUUGAGUGGGAGGGGGAGGAGGGGAGAGAUGUGCUCUUGGGGAUGGCGUGGAGUGGGGUUAAAUAGGGGUGUAAGGAGGUGUUGUGUAUUGUGA